UCGGGCGAGCGGGACGGCCCGGGGGACGCGCGCGAGCGCCGGUGAUGGGCCCCGCGGCGCGGCUGGCGGCUCUGCUGGCGGUCCUGGCGCUUCGGGCGGGGGACCCAGGGGCGGCCGCGGCGCGCGGGGACACGUUCUCGGCUCUGACCAGCGUUGCGCGCGCCCUGGCGCCGGAGCGCCGGCUGCUGGGACUGCUGCGGCGCUACCUGCGCGGGGAGGAGGCGCGCCUGCGGGACCUGACCAGAUUCUAUGACAAGGUGCUUUCUUUGCAUGAGGACUCGGCCACCCCUGUGUCUAACCCUCUGCUUGCGUUUACUCUCAUCAAACGCCUACAGUCUGACUGGAGGAAUGUGGUACAUAGUCUGGAGGCCAGUGAGAACAUCCGAGCUCUGAAGGACGGUUAUGAGAAGGUGGAGCAGGACCUUCCGGCCUUUGAGGACCUUGAGGGGGCAGCAAGGGCUCUAAUGCGGCUGCAGGAUGUGUACAUGCUCAACGUGAAGGGCCUUGCCAGAGGCGUCUUUCAGAGAGUUGCUGGCUCUGCUGUCACUGAUCUGUAUAGUCCGGGACAGCUUUUCUCCCUCACAGCAGAUGACUGCUUCCAAGUUGGCAAGGUGGCCUAUGACAUGGGGGAUUACUACCAUGCCAUUCCGUGGCUGCAGGAGGCUGUCAGUCUCUUCCGAGGAUCUUAUGGAGAAUGGAAGACAGAGGAUGAGGCAAGCCUAGAGGAUGCCUUGGAUCACUUGGCCUUUGCCUGUUUCCAGGCGGGAAAUGUUUCGUGUGCUCUCAGCCUCUCCCGAGAGUUUCUUCUCUACAGCCCAGAUAAUAAGAGGAUGGCCAGGAAUGUCUUGAAGUAUGAAAAGCUCUUGGCAGAGCACGCCAAUCAGGCAGUAGCUGAGACUGUCAUCCAGAGGCCCAAUGUACCCCACCUGCAGACCAGAGACACCUACGAGGGGUUAUGCCAGACCCUGGGUUCCCAGCCCACUCUCUACCAGAUUCCUAGCCUCUACUGCUCCUAUGAGACCAAUUCCAGCCCCUACCUGCUGCUUCAGCCUGUCCGGAAGGAAGUCAUUCACCUGGAGCCCUAUGUUGUUCUCUACCAUGACUUUGUCAGUGACUUGGAGGCUCAGAAAAUUAGAGGACUUGCAGAACCGUGGCUUCAGAGAUCCGUGGUGGCAUCAGGUGAAAAGCAGUUGCCAGUGGAGUACCGCAUCAGCAAAAGUGCCUGGCUGAAGGACACCGUUGACCCAAUGCUGGUGACCCUUGACCAUCGCAUUGCUGCCCUCACAGGCCUUGAUGUCCAACCUCCCUAUGCAGAGUAUCUCCAGGUGGUGAACUAUGGAAUCGGUGGGCACUAUGAGCCUCACUUUGACCACGCUACGUCUCCAACCAGCCCACUGUACAGAAUGAAGUCUGGGAACCGAGUUGCAACAUUUAUGAUCUACCUGAGCUCCGUAGAAGCUGGAGGAGCCACAGCCUUCAUCUAUGCCAACUUCAGCAUGCCUGUGGUCAAGAUGAUUACAUGUCUGCCUUCCCUACUGCAGCAGAGCUCCUCAAAGAACGCAGCUCUGUUUUGGUGGAACCUGCACAGAAGUGGUGAAGGCGAUGGUGACACGCUUCACGCUGGCUGUCCUGUCCUGGUCGGAGAUAAGUGGGUGGCCAACAAAUGGAUACACGAGUAUGGGCAAGAAUUCCGCAGACCCUGCAGCCCAAGCCCCGAGGACUAAAAUGUUGGCAGAGGGGAGCCCGUGGAGUCCAGAGAAGCCAGAAGCCAAAAGCCAGAGUAGGAGAGGAGAGAGGAGAGCACCCUGCUGGAGGACGGCCUCCUCAGCAUUGCCUGUUCCUUACAAAUAGGAGACAGGAAGUGGGCUUUACCAGGGAACACCUGAGAAUUUACAUUAUUUCUCC
Molecule: messenger RNA, 1905 nt
Organism: Manis javanica (Malayan pangolin)
Lineage: Eukaryota; Metazoa; Chordata; Mammalia; Pholidota; Manidae
Gene: P4HA3
Product: prolyl 4-hydroxylase subunit alpha 3
Biological process (GO): peptidyl-proline hydroxylation to 4-hydroxy-L-proline
Cellular component (GO): endoplasmic reticulum
Molecular function (GO): procollagen-proline 4-dioxygenase activity; iron ion binding; L-ascorbic acid binding
Source: RefSeq, a predicted model, not a curated record